CAAAAAGACGUUGAAAACAAAUUUUGGAUAUGCCCUGGAGGCUCAAAGAACAAAAGAAUCCGAAUGGUUUGCACUACUUUGCACGUCUUGGCUGAUUGGAAAUGCCCUUCCACGAAAAAUCUACACCACUAGCAAAUUAUCCAAAUCCCAUAUUCCAAUUCAGCGAGCGAGUAGUGUCUUUUUCAUUCAUUGUCGUUAAUACCAAUACCGCCGUCGAAUCCCCUGUAUUGUAUUUCGUGCAAGUUUAUGUUACAGGUGCCGAUUCAGUAUUGCCAGUUUGGAUUUUUGAAGAACAUACAUCGUCGUCCUCAUUGAAAUAA
Lactuca virosa is the source of this 320-nucleotide messenger RNA. The record is from the annotation of a GenBank genome assembly. NCBI's taxonomy places the organism in Eukaryota, Viridiplantae, Streptophyta, Magnoliopsida, Asterales, Asteraceae.